UGAUUCGUCAAAACAGCCCAUUCAUGGUAGAUAGACCUGGUCGGCGGUAGCUUCCUUGUUUGGUCAGUUAACUCUCCUCUACAGCUGUAACACUACUGUCUACUGUGAGAACGACAAGAUGAUGAGCCCUAUUCAGAAACAGGGAUAUCUGGGGGAUAUCACAUCGAAGUCUACAGCAGAAUUAAUGGACCUUGCUUCACGCCAGGAGAAAAUAUUAAGAAAAACGAUAUUUGUGGAAUCUUUGCCAGAUAAAGGAGCAAAAGUUAGAGCAUUUUAUGAAAAGCUACAGCAGCUGUUGUUGGCGAGAAAUCAGCAAGUGGACGGUAUCUCUCCACAAACAAAAGAUGCGUCACAACUCAAGUCAGAAUGUGCUCCAGCUGCUGUUUUAGGGGAUAAACAAGAACAAGCUAUACAUGAUAGUUCAUUACAAAAUGAAACACAACAAAAUAUAACCACAAUCGGGACAAGAAACAUCUCUAGUAGUGAAGAUGAAAUAAGGUUACAAGAAAAUAAACGAAAAUCAAGCAGUCCCACUCUCAACAGCUUCCAAGAUAACGCUAUCACAAGCUGAUCAUAGCAGUUCUGAAGUUGAAAUGAAUACUGUCAUUAACAUUACUGAAAGUGAAAAUCAAGGCAAUGUUAAAGAUCCUGAUCUGGAGGAAUCGCUUAAAAAUAUGAAGAUUUCUGGAGAAGUAUCGAUGAUGGACAGGAUAGAAAAGGAGAAAACUACAAACGCCUACAGCAAAGUACUCCAGAAUGCUGUCGAAGUUCACUUUCCUCUUAAACCGAAUAACUAUCUGAAGAAAACAAAAAUUUCUGACCUGCCAAGAGAAUAUAAGUUUAAGUCCAGAGAUCAGGGUAAUGUUUCUUGUGUCCGUAUCAACCCCCGUAGCCAAGCUGUGGAGGAGUCUGCAGCCACACCCCCUUCCUACAAACACAAGGAAAGCAAGCUUAUACCUAUUGAUGAGUCACUGAUACUACAGAAAGAACAGAAGGUCAAGCAAGAGGAGUUACUAGCCAGGCAUGCUGCAGAGAAGCUGUCCCAAAGACUAGGUGUUAAAAUGGAUGCCUACAAUCCGGAGGGAGUGGACAUGUCUUACAGAAAUCAGGAGGAAGAUGUGGAUAGUGAUGAUGAGCUAGAAUGACUUUGAUGGGAAAAUCAGGACUAUAAGUGCUGUCUAUAAAACAUUUGUAACAUUGUGUGGACAAGCUAUGAGACAACACACACAACUACAGUAACAUUGUGUGGACAAUCUGUGAAACACCACACACAACUACAGUAACAUUGUGUGGACAAUCUGUGAGACACCACACACAACUACAGUAACAUUGUGUGGACAAUCUGUGAGACACCACACACAACUACAGUAACAUUGUGUGGACAAUCUGUGAGACACCACACACAACUACAGUAACAUUGUGUGGACAAUCUGUGAGACACCACACACAACUACAGUAACAUUGUGUGGACAAUCUGUGAGACACAACUAC
This is a messenger RNA of Pecten maximus, 1491 nucleotides long. RefSeq names its product DNA-directed RNA polymerase II subunit GRINL1A-like. The transcript is spliced from 6 exons. Lineage: Eukaryota; Metazoa; Mollusca; Bivalvia; Pectinida; Pectinidae. The record is from RefSeq and is a predicted model, not a curated record. Bases 594 to 1145 code for a protein of 183 amino acids.